Molecule: messenger RNA, 2979 nt
Organism: Cyclospora cayetanensis
Lineage: Eukaryota; Apicomplexa; Conoidasida; Eucoccidiorida; Eimeriidae
Exons: 9
Coding region: 1-2979 (992 amino acids)
Source: RefSeq, a predicted model, not a curated record
AUGAAUCCACGAUCGAUGCUCGCUGCUGCAGGUGCUCGUGGCACCUUCGGAGGGGGCAGCCCCCACAUAGGGCCCCUCCUGCAUCUGCUGCGCUCCUCUUUUCGUCGAAACAGCAGCACACAUGUCUCUCCACUGAGGCCUAAGCCGCAGCAGCCAGAGCAGCCGCAUCCUCUGCAUCAAGUGGCCUCGUGCUUCCCGUCCGAUCGGGCAGCUCAAGAGGCCCUUAGCCAGCUUGUCACCGCUUGUCGCGGCUUCGAGAGGCACCAGCAGCAGCAGCGUCGCAAGAGCAAAGGCGAUGCGGCAGCAGCAACAACUCCAACAGCAGCAGCAGGGGUCGCUUCCACGCUACUGGCCGUGGAGGCAUCCAUAGCGGCUGCGCCUGUCGCUUGCAUCCAGGCUGCGCUCCGUGCGUUUCAUCAACAGCUUUUGCCUCCAGCGCUACUGCUGCCGCUUUCUGAAGCCUUUUACAAGACAGCCGACAAGCAGCUGCAGCAUGAGGCUCUGCACCUGCAGCAGAAGGGAGACAACAAGGUCCACACAGUUACCCGGCUCCUCCAAUACGCGCUGCUACUGCAGCCGCGCGCCUUUAUUUGCGGGUUGAAGCAGCAGCAGCAGCUGCAGCUGCUUGAGAGGCAGCUGCUGCUGCUGCCCCAGCAAGCGGAAGAUCAGAGACAGAGGGCUUUUGAGACCGCACUGUUGCUGCUAAGGCCCCUGUUGCUGCAACAAGAAUAUUUGCUGCUGCCACCGUUAGUGCUGGUACACGCGCUGCAGCAAGCGUCCGAUGAAAAGCUGCAAAGGCUGCUGCAAGAAGCGGCAGCAACAAUUAUUCGGCAGCAUCUAGCGGCGUGGUGUGCUGUUGCCGUUGCCUUGAGCAUGCAGGCGCAGCGAACGCCUCUUCUCCAGAACGUUCUUCUUGGCGUGCAGGGAAUGCUCUGCGCGGCUCUUGUGCAAAGCCCACAGAGCCUGCAGAACCUCCUGCAAAGGGGGCCAGAGGAGCUGUUCGCUUUCGCUAGCCAGUGGGAAGAAGCGGCAGAGGCGCUCGUGAGGCUGCAUGCAUGGGGAGUCUCCGCAGGCGUACAGGCUGAGGCAUGUGCCACAGGAAAGGAAGCAGCAGCAGCAGCACGGGGAGAAGAAGCUGUGGGGGAUGCGGAGAAAAUCUCCGACUGCAUGAUGCCAGAGCUCCUUUCGAGGACCCUCUCGGGGUUGCAGCAGCAGCAACAGCGACAAAAUAGCCACCAGGAGCAGCUAAUGAGACGCUUUCCAGACGAACUGGCUGCUGCUGCCGCGUCGCUACAGCAGACGUUCACAAAGCUCUGGAGCCGAUUGCAGCAACAGCAGCGGCAGGAUCAGCUGCAACCUCAACAACAGCGUCUCCACCACGUGCAAGGCUCCUUGCGCCCCUUACCUCGACCCGACGCUUCCUCUCCAUUUGCUUGCAGAGCUGCAAUACGCACGGCGUUAACAGCGGCAGUUGGCAGAACGGCGGAAGUGGACAGUCUUACCGAGGCAGCAGCAGCGACAGCAGGAAAAACAACGGAUUCGGAGAUGCAGUUGCUGCGGCUGCUGCAUCAAGCGCUCCUGCUAGGUGCCGUGCAAUGGCAGGAGCAGCAGCAGGAGGAACUUCGGGGCUUUCUGCUGUAUGUAUGCCGGGAGGUUCUGCCCGCUUGCGAUUUGCGCCAACAGCUCCUGCUUUUGCAGCACGCAGUAAAGCUCGUGGAGGGUUCUGGCUCGCGGAUACAGCCGCAGCAAGAACAACAGGAGCAGAAGCUGGAUCUGGGGAUGUUCGUAGAUGCCCUGCUACUGGCGGUUGCACAAAGCAUGCAACAACUGCAGCCACGUGACAGGGGUUCGAGCAGCAGUUUGUGCUCGUUGGUUAUGCUCUCAGACUCUCUUUGUUCUACGCCUCUCUUACGCCAGCUGCACCGCCCUGCCAUUGCAACUUGGCUUGUUACCGCUUUGUCAGAGCAGCUGGUGCUACACAUUCAAGGAGUACAGCAGCAGCAACACGACGUCGAGAUGCGCCUUGCGUUGCAGCAGGAAGUGAUGUUUGCGGUGUCUAGGGCCGGAGCUGCUAGCCAGGCAGCACCCCUCUGCUGCAGCUCGAAGUCACUGAAGAUGCUAGGAGAGACAGUCGUGAUGCUCCAGGCUACAGGGGAGGCAGUCCUUGCGGCGACAGCAGGCGCAUUAUCACAGCAGCACGGAGAGCAGGCAGCAACUGUUUUGAUGAAACGCCACGUUGAGAGUUUGGUCCUUGCUGCUGCGGCUCUUGCGCGCUGUAUACAGCGUCCGGGCAUCAACGUCUUGCAGGCUCACUGGAACCUUUACGCUCUCCUAGGCCGGCUAUACGAGUCCGCUGCUGAGUUUAUCUCUCGCUGCAACGGCCGAACCGCAGCGGCAACCCCAGCAGGCCUCUUAACUGCAGAACAGGUGCUUGUGCUACUGCAGUGCCACGUACUGCUUCUGGAGGCCGGGAGGCAGCAGCAGCAUCAGGCAGCUGCCGCAGUUGUAGAUGGUGGAGACAAUUUCUCUCAGGCAGCAGCAGCUGCUGCAGAGGUCGCAAGAGCAGUAACAAGCUCUGUAUCCGCGGAUCAGCUUUUGGAGGGCAUCCAUCGGGGACUGCGCGGCUGCAGGCUCCACUCCGAAUCACUUGAAGUUCUCGGAGCAGCAGCACAUCUUCUCCGGAAGAUACAGCACCUAAGUUCUCCAGGUCAGACGCCCACAUGGCUUCAGCAUGCAUGCGCAUUACCGUUAUUGGAACUCAAGGCAGAUUUAUUGUGGUCUGAAGAACACGGGGCAGCUAAAAGUGCGAUCCAAUGGACAGUAACAGGAUGUGCAUUAGAAGCGAAAACGCAAUUUUUUACCGUGCUGAUUCAGUGCUCCUGCUAUUGUAUUACUAAGGGUGUGCUUUUGGAAGGACUGAGAGCAGCGAGCUUGCAGUCAGUUGAUUCCACUGAAGGAUCAACUGGGCUCUCUUGUUGA